AUGCUGGAAGUCUUAAGAUAUUUUAAACAAUUACAAACGGAAUCGAAAAUAGAAGUGCAGAGCAGAAUUAUUGCUGGUUAGUUUUGUUACUGAACUUCUUCAAAAUCGUUUGGAUUUCUUACAGAUCGCAAGCAAAACUCCAAGGAAUCAUUGCUAAUUGGGAAAUUCGACUCAGAUAACAGAACAUGGACUCUAAUUGGGAGAAUGCCAAAUCAGAUAGCAAAUUAUGGAGUUGCAUCCGGUGAGAAGCAUGUUUAUAUUGUUGGAGGAAUGUCCAAUGGCAUAUGGCUGAGCACCGUUGAGGUUUACGAUGAUGAGCGUGGAUUGAGAGAGGAAGUAAGUAACUUUGCAGAAAAAUGGCAAAUAUUCAAAUGAUUUUGACCUAUAUUGACAACUUUUUUAGCUACCCUCUAUGAAGCAAGCACGCACUCGAACUGCAGCCGUACUUCACAAUGGAACUCUAUUUGUUAUUGGUGGAUACAAUGGGACGUACAUGAACUCUGUGGAAAUCUAUGAUGUCAAGAAGAAGACAUGGAGGAACGGACCUUUGCUCCAAAGAAGGAGAGCCGAUUGUGGAGUUGUGUUUUUGAAUGAGAAACUUUAUGGUGAGUUUUUGAUAAACCUGAACAAUAAUGAGCAGUCUUUAUUCUAGCAAAGUUUCAGUGAUUGGUGGCUUCAAUGGGAGCACCUACGAAGCAGCUAUUGAAAAGUAUGAUGCGUCCGCUGACCGUUUCGAGAUUGUCGGGAAGAUGGAAGAAGGACGUGCUGGAUUUGGAAUCUGCUCAUUCAAUAAUUGCAUUUACGUGGCUGGAGGAUGGAGUUCGGCCAGUAACACUCUCGCAUCCGUUCGCAGCUACGAUCCCAUCACAAGAACAUGGAGAGACGAACCACGGAUGUCCACAGCACGAAAGUACUUUGAAAUGUAUUCUACCGAAACGGCGAUUUAUGCUAUCCGUGGAUGCGCUGAUAAUUGGAAUAGAAUCGAAAACUGUGAACGACUGCUCUCAAACAAUCAAUGGGAAACAAUUGAACUAGCUCCUUGA
Caenorhabditis sp. 36 PRJEB53466 is the source of this 1043-nucleotide messenger RNA. The record is from the annotation of a GenBank genome assembly. Lineage: Eukaryota; Metazoa; Nematoda; Chromadorea; Rhabditida; Rhabditidae.